AUGGCCGACUAUAGAACCACCCGGGUCUAUCGAGAACGCCGCGAAAGUGAUUCUGACGACGAGCGCUUUAAAGCCACCACUGUUACCCGAUACAAGGUCAACCAGCCGCGAAUAGAACGAUACGACCGCACUGAGAAGUUUAUUGAGAUGGACGACGAACGACGCUCGCGCUACUCCGGGGAGCGUAACAACGACUAUGUAGAGUAUGAGCGGAGAGAGCGCUAUGUCCCCGACAGGCCGCGCUCCGCCGUCGAUGUUGAAGGCGAUCGCACUCGCACCGUCUUUUAUGAGCGAGAUGUUGAGCGCCGUGAGUCGGACCGUGACUGGGAGAGACGCCCCCGCCAUCAUGAUGAGGAUGUGCGCAUCGAAAAGAGGGUUGAGGAGCGCUUUGAGGACAACCACGGCCACGAGGUUGAGCGUUAUCGCAAGGAAACCGAUUAUUAUCGAGAGCCGGAGCACUCUUCACCUGUUGUUGUGCGCCAGCGCGCCCCGGACCAGAAAAUCAUUGUCCAGGAAGCGCCCCCGCAGCAGAUUGUCAUUCCCAGACAGGACCCAAACAUCAUUGUGCUCAGGGAGAGAGAGGGUGAUCGAGAAGUCGCCCGUGUUCCCUACGACGAAGAGUAUUAUUACCGCCGUGAACGGAGAGAGGUUGGCGAUCGCCGUCAACACCGCCGCGAUGACUACCACAGCGACGAGGAUGACUAUUACUACUCUCGCCGCACCGUUCGCCGCAACCGCAGCCAGAGCUCGGAUCAUCACAAGCGCCACCUCGCUGAGGGUGCCCUUGCCGGCGCUGGCAUCACCGCCUUGCUCUCAAGUCGUCCCAAUGAGUACGGAGAGAUUGCCGAGGGUCGUGGCAAGAAGGUUCUUGCUGGUGCUGCUCUGGGAGCUCUUGGAACUGAGGCCAUCAGGCGAGCUCACAGCGCAUAUGAAGAUCGCUGGGGAGACGGCGACGAAUCUCCCGAUCGCCAUUCCGCGCUCAAAAAGGGUCUCGGCCUUGCGGCAGUUGCUCUCGCUGCAGCCGGCGCCGUCAAGUACCACCAGGCCAGCAAAGCCGACAAGGAGGAGAGACGCCGAGGCCGCAGCCGAGGCCGCGGCUACUAUUCCGGCGAUGACUACUACUCGUCUUCUCGCUCGCGCUCUCGCUCGCGCCGACCCAGCCGUAAGCGCAGCCUUUCAACCUUGGCCAAGGCCGCUGUUGGAACCGCCGCGGCUGCUGGCCUGGUCAAGCAUUUCCGCGACAAGUCAAAGUCGCGAUCCAAGUCACGACAUGGAAGCAGAUCUCGUAGCAAGUCGACGCUGCGACGUGGCGCUGAGCUUGCCGGUGCCGCCGCUGCUGCUGGCAUAGCCGGCAAGGUGUGGAAAGACCAUCACGACAAGAAGAAGGAGAGAGAGAGAGAGGCUUCGACCUCUCGUGGAUUCAGCGAUGACGAUCAUCAUGAUCGCGAUUAUGAUAGGCGCGACUCUCCCAGCCGAAGCAGGAGCAGGAGCAGGAGCAGGUCGAGGGCCAGAUCCCUUUAUUCCGAAACCGCGGCUGAUCCUGGGCUAGGCUUGAUUGAGUACGGGCACGAUCCCCUACCACCCGAUCCGCGCUCUCCCACGGGCCAAGGAUAUGAAUCCGAGGCCGAGGAGAGGCGACGAAACCGACGGAGAAGACGUGAAAGAGAUCCCUCCUCUUCUGGAUCCGAUGAAGAGAGGAAACGGAGCAGGAGCAGGAGUGAGCUACGAGACGCAGUGGGCGCGGGCGCAGCGGCCGCUGGCAUUAAAGCGUACAAGGACCACAAGGACAAAGAGAGGAAGGCAAAGGAAGAGGAGAGGCGGGAAGAGAGGAGAGCGGAGCGGAAGGAGGAGAGGAGAGACGAGAAGAGAGAGAGGCGCUCGAAGGAGAGGCGCUCAAGGGAGCGCGAUGAGCAAGGACAACGCUAUCCCGAUGUCCCUCCAAACGGUGGCUUCUUUGAUGAAGGCAGGCCGCACUCCCCCCCAACUGCCUCUGGCGGUGCCUACUACCCCCCCUACCCCAUGACUCCGGGAUCGAGCACUCCCGGAACCGCCCCCCCUCCUACCAGUAUUCCUCCCCCAGCUCCGCCUCCACCUCCAGCGGUCCCGCCGCCAGUUGGUGUUCCACCGCGAGAGCACAGCUACACGCCGUAUACUGAUCCUAACGUGCCUCCACCUCGGGAGUACCAUCCCUACGUGCCACAAGACUAUCACGGGUAUGCUCCUCCGCCCCCGCCGGCCGGUCCCCCGCCACCCUCCGGACCGCCGCCUCGCGUCAACUCCUCGGGAAUACCCGGUUAUGUACCUCCUCCGCCGGCUGGGCCACCGGCGGGCGGUAUCUUCCCGAAUGAUCAAGCACUGCCACCGCCUCGCAUUGAGAUUCCCGAGAUUGUGUUUCCUAUUCGUACCAGGAGAAAGUCUGUGUCGUUUGGGCCGCUUUCUCCGACGAGUUCCAAGACAAUGCAGAGGCAUAAAAAGGAGCAUGACACCAAGUCUGAAUCAGACAGUUCCGAGUCUGAGGACGACAAGCGGCGUGAGAAUCAAUUCAAGCGGUCGAGCCACCACCGUCGAUUAACGUCUGAUACGACUCACGACCGCUCUCCUAACCGGGAUGGCGAAGGUAGGCGUCGGAGACAUCGUCACUCUGAUUCAGACGACGAUGUCGAAAAUCUACCUGAUCGUUUCGACUCGCAUGGCAAACCACUGGAUGGCGGACGUCACGGCAAGAACCGCAUCGUUACUCGAAGCGGCGAGUUUCACCGUCCAGCACAACGGCCUGGAGGCAUGGAAGUUCACGGCGGAUGGGCGCUUGGCGGGACGGACCCUGAGCAAAUCGAAAAACUGGUGAGAAACGUGACGGGGGCUCUGGAGGGGCGGAAAAGCUGGUUGGCGGGACCGUUGGCGGGAGUAUUGCAACCCCCUGGUGGUAGUGGUGGCAGCGGUGGUGGUGAGGGUGAGGGGAGACGAAGGCAGAUUGAGGACGACGACGAUGAUAGGGAGAGGAGGCACAAGAGGAGGAGAUGA
This is a messenger RNA of Trichoderma breve, 3021 nucleotides long. RefSeq lists its product as uncharacterized. The record is from RefSeq and is a predicted model, not a curated record. The transcript is spliced from 5 exons. Lineage: Eukaryota; Fungi; Ascomycota; Sordariomycetes; Hypocreales; Hypocreaceae. The coding region runs from base 1 to 3021 and encodes 1006 amino acids.